UAGCAGUUGGGUCUCCUGAACUGAUUCAGUGAGGUCCAUAUAGACCCAAAAACGAUAAUUCCAUUUAUUUUUCUUAAACAUAUGUCAUGUUGCUGUUAUGAUAUAACUGCACGAGGUUUAUCUGAUGCUUUUAUGCUCACAGAGACCGAUUGAGUUGAAUUAGUAGCACACAUGCUGUGUGACCACUGAUGGCUGAAACAAUGCAGGGCUCAGUGUCUGACCAGAUGGCGACUCUCUCUGCCAUUUGGGAGUCGUAUGCGCAGCUCAUUCGUAGGCGCAGUGAUAGACACCCUGAGCAGAAGUUGCUGCAAAGACGCCAAGUGCUGAACCAGUUUCUCCACCACUUCAUCAAUGUCAGUGCAGAAGACAAAGGAAACAUUUCCAUUGGGGAGAUGCGUAAUGUGGGUAAUGAACUGAGUCAGGAGUUCCUGCGCAAUGUGGACGCUAUCACCCGCCACUUGGGUGAGGAGGAGGCCACUAGGGCGCUGGAAGACUACAUGCUCAGAGGCUCCGGCUGGAGGCUGCUCUACACAAUUGACAGAGUUGGGGUUAAGGGAGUAACCCAGAGGCAUGACCUGUGCCAGGUGCUCCUCAACUUGCUGCCCUACUGCUCUCACUUGAAGCCUGCUGGUACUGGGGAGCCAGAGGGACAACUGCCAAACCUGAGUGGGCGACCACUCGCUUCUACGGAAGGGCAGACGCAAGGAGUUCAAGACUCAGUGCAGAAUGCAGACAGCAAAAAGUUCAUGGACCUUAUUGAUGAAACAUACAACAGCACUCUACCCCUGAGCUCGUGUUUCCAGCUGGUCAACAAGUCCUCCAAAUUGAAACCCCUGGGCUGCCCGAGUCUGCAGAGCCGCAAGCUUCGUCGAGUGGAAAGCAACACGUCUCAAAUGUGCAGCCGUAAGAAGGAGAAGAAACGGGAGGGAAAAGCAAGACACGGAUCUCAAUCUAAGAGAAAAUUAACGAGAUCCACACCUUCGAAAAGGAUCUUGUCCAUUCCAAAGUCUGACUCAGAUGAGGAACCGACAUCCACUAAUCUGAGUGAUGGUGGCGGUAGUGUAGGACCGAACAGACAUGAGGAGCGACGUGCAAAGCAGCCGAGGUUCAAACGCGGUCUCCGCACUCACAUGUGGUCUGCUCAGGCUCGUGAUGAAGACUCGGACACGGACGAUGAGUACAUCGGCUCUGUGAAAGAAGUUCUGGAUUCUGGAGGGUUUAUCACUGCCUAUCAUCUGGCUAGGAUUAUCCUGAGGCUUCUUCAGACACUGGGCGAGCUGGAUGUAGGUCAGAACAGUGCAGGGCGGGGUCUGUCAGCCUCCAUCUUGCCUCAUCUUCUCUAUUUCUUAGCUCAGUUUCGCCAGCCUAUGCCUCAGCAGCAGCCACAGCAGUCUAGAGAAGAGCUCAGUGGUAUCAGCAAAGCUGAAAAAUGGCUGGAAUCUCAGCCUCUUCCAACGCGGGAUGCUUCCAACCAGCACAAUGCAGAAAAUGUCGCUAGUACGGAAGAGGUUAUGGCGGACCGAGAGGUUGAUGCCGAAAACGGAUUGCGGUCAUCAUUUGACGAGGAGGAGGCAGAUACUGUUCCGUGGCAGGGUGUGACCAGGAUGGUUGUGCUGAAACAGCUGGUCAGAGCGUUGCUGACCUUGUCGUCUAUUGUUGCAACUCAGCAGAGUGGAGUCCGCAUCCUCAAUAACCUGAAAGUCAUAGAGUCAUUGCUGGACAUAAACAUUCUGGACACUCUGAUCCCUGGCCCUCAGAACAAAGGGAAUCACAACGUCCCCACUUCAUCUGCACCCUUUGCACCCGGCAAUGGAAAGCUCUUAGAUUUAUCAACUAACAUGGAGGCCAGUGUUGCUAUGGACUCUGUGUGUGGUGUGCUGCAGCUACUGCAAGCCAUAUACACCAGUCUGCCUUUCAACCCUUCUUACAUCAGUGACGCUAAUCUUCUAACGGUUAAACUGAUGCGACCAGAUAUCACACUCCGGAUCAAGCGCCUUAUGGGGUACCUGGAAGACAGAACCCACCUUUUGGAAAAGAGCCCAUCGUCCAGUGAGCUCUUUGAUCAGGAGAUACUGUCUUCUGUAGACAGUUCUCGACCCACGCUGCACACAGGUGUUGACCCGGAGAAGAAAGAUUUUGUGCCGUCUCCGUUCAGUGUAGAUGUAGGGGGAGAGGAGGUGGGUUACCCAAAAAAUGAUGAUGAGGACAGAAGAACGAUGGAGGAGCAACAGGUUUUGUCUUCUAUGGAAAGUUCACCACAGGAAAGUGGUGAGUUCCUGGGAAAGGUUGUUGAUGAUCCUCAAAGUUUUCCCACUGAUCCAGGAGGAACAAAUAAAAAGUCUUCUGCUCAAGGAUCGGGCUCAGUUCUAGCCAGCUCUGUGGCUUUUGUGCUGGACCUGAGCACUGACUUUGUUCGCUGUUUUGGCUCGUUGAUCACUGCUCUUAAAGGGGUCAAGGUCAACUACAUCCAUGCGGUCAGGUGUCUUAAACGGCGUCAUCGUAACUGCGAGUACACAUCUUAUUUCGACCACCACCAUGACAUCCUGGGAGUGCCCCAUUACAGCAUCGACAUUAACCAAGGCUAUGAGACAGAAGAAGAUGAUGUUGAGCGCAGCCUGAGCAACACUCAGAGCCAGCGUGACGAUCAGCCACAAGCAGCCUCAAGGAGGUCUCAGUCAGAAACUCCGCCACCUCUCAAGUGUGUGGUGUCGGAGCUUGCGACGAUUUUGCUCGAUUCUGUGUCCGAAGCAAAAUACAAGGCCAGUCAGAUCCAGCUUCUGUCAACGCUGAGACUUGUUGGAGUCUGUUGUUGCCUUCAACCCGAGCGCGUUGUGUCAGCUAUCGUGCCCCAGCUCCCGCAGUUCUCUCCCGCAGUGCGCAGCUUUGCACUUGACACGUUGACAUCGAUACUUCUCGACCAGUUUCAAGGUGCUCAGGAAAACAACCAAAACCAGCACCCCAAAGCUGCUGCAGGCAUCACGACCAACACCAAGGGGUGGGAGAAGGGCAAAGAAUCCCUCCCGGGAGAGUCGCCUCCUGGGCCGCAGACUGACUCUAGCCGUUGUGCCCACUGUUAUCUGGAGGGUUCAAACCCCCUUCUGGCAGGCUUUCCCACAACACUGGACUCUGGUUUUUCUAGCUGUGACAUUGAGGAGAUCCGGAGACAAAGACUUUUGGAGCGUUGGAAGUCUUUGAGGCUUCUGAGGAAGAUUAUCAUUGCCCGAGAUGAGAACAUCGCUCUAUCUUGUGCGAAGCAUCUUAUGACUCUUGCUAUUCGGGGAAACAGUGAAAUUAAGGAGGAACUCUUUUUCGGAGUGUACUUGCAUGUGCUACAUAUGAAAGUACGGAUGCCGGGGCAUUUUCCAGAAUACUCUAGAAUGGUCUCAGAAGAUGCUUCUGUGAUUCUGGACAGGACUGAAGCCCUUCUUCAGGAGGCGAAGGGAGGAGAAGGUGUAGAAGGUUCAGACAAAGCAGGAAAUAUGCCAGAGUUGGCACCAGCAAUGUUUGACUCAAUGACCAUGCUUAACUCUCAGGAAUCUCUUAGUGACAAUGUUCUGGUCAGCGGGUCAUUGACCCCGGCAGAAAUCUCUUCAGCUGAAGACACUAAUGGGGAUGGAUCAGUGUCCAGUUCUGUGAUGCUGCUGUGUGUGUCCGCAUUGCCGUAUGUGCUUCAGGUGGACAAGGUGAUGUCCAUGUUCCUGGCACGUGGUGGACUGUCCAAACUGACCGGACUUUUGGAAUACCAGCAGAUGAGGGCUCCAGUCAUGAGUGUCUUCGAGGCUCUCGUUAUGAUUGAUGAGCGACGGUUGCGAGGCAGUUCUUCUUCUCAUCAUAAAUCUGUUUAUGAAGGAGGUGGGGUCAUCCAAACAUUUAUCGACACAUUGGCCAAAAGGACUUGUACAGUUACUGCUACUCUGCAACUAAUAAGCCUCCAGUCUUCCAAAGACGCUCAGUCAAAAGCUGGCGUUUCCGGAACAAAAAAUGAGAGCUCCUCAGACCCAGCGGCUCACGAAAAUCAAGAAGGAGAAGCAGAAAAUAAAGAUUCUUCCAAAUUCAUUUCAACUUCUUUUGCAGAACAAGCCAAAGAAUCAUAUUGUCCUCCAACUAUGCUCUCAAGUACUAACCCUGCUCCUUUAGAGUCGCGAGAAAACUUGGCACAUCCGAUAGAAACGGAUACUUUCGCUUCCCAGAGCUCAGUGUCUCCCAACACAGAGGAACUGCGACUCAAAACGGGUUCAGACAGCUCUGAUCUUUUUCAGAGCCCAUACUGUGGAAUGUCAGAGAGUUUGCCUGUGUUGCUGGACAUGUGGAAGACUUGCGCCAAAUUGUGCAUGAAUAGUCGCAUGUUCCGCGCCUGCUACCGAGAAUCCCCAUGCCUUUAUGUUGUUCAGGAAACACUCAUCCUCGCCUUGAGCCUGCUCGGAGAACUGAGCGACUCCACCUCCUCAAACCCAUCUCCCCCCGAGAAUGUUGAAAGCUGCAGCAGCAACACCGCCAGCAGCGGCAGCUCCGGAAAUGCCACCUCCAGUAGCAGCAACAGCAACAGCAAUCCUUCCGAACCGGUAGCCACAUCUCCUGGGAAAGAGGGCUGUAGUAACCAAAGCUCCAGCUCUGGUGGGAGUAGCAACAAAACGCCGAGUGAUGGGGCUGGGGGUGUGACAGUGAGAGAGGAAGCCUCCUCCGCUGCGUCAUUUCACCACCAGGCCAAGUUGGAGUUUAUCGAAGCUGUGAUGAUGGUCUGUUUCUCCUGCCACACCAUCGCGCCCUCGCAGAAGCGUGGUCAGGAGGAGGAGUUGUGGCUUCGUCUAAGCUCGGCGCUACAAAGCUGUAUACGUCUGGAGGCGUCCAAGCUCUCUGCUGUAUUCCAGAUGUUGCUCAACGUUGCACUUCCUCGGUGCCCAUCUAUCCUUGAAUACUCCUACGCCCAGGUGCUUUCCAUGCUGAACAUUCGUGAGCGCGAGGACAUUGCGGAUGAGGACGAGGUGCGCCAGUUGCUGCAGCAGGGCCUGGAGGAGGAGGGGGACGUCGUGAUGACAGAACAGGGCUAUGAGGGGGACACAGAGUACUCUAUCGGCUUUGACUGGAAAACUGGUCUCGAGUACAGCCUCCAGCAACAGUCUCAAGUGUCCCCAAAUGCAAACCAAUGCUCAAGCUUUCCAGCCGUCUUCCGCCUAUUUGUGGAGCUGAUGGUGGCUUGUCACCGCAUCGCUUCAAGGGGAGUCAUCCUCCACACGGUGGCGCUGCGACUGCUGCAGACGCUGCGCUCAAGCCGCCGGGCGGUGCGGGCCGUCUGCUCUGAAAAUUUGCUGGAAGUUCUUGUGGAUGGAUUCCAAGAGGUGCUCGUCCACUGCCCUGCCAAUGGCAAACAAUCCACCCUUCAGGAGAUCAUCCUGUCUCUGGUUCAGGUGAUAGCCCAAAGUGAAAUCUCAGCUGCUGAACUCCGCCAGUUCCUGAGGCUAUUCCAGGACAACACGGAGACUACGAACUCUCUGCUGUCCAGCUUGUUGGCCGUGGUAGAAAACAGCACUGUGACCCCAAACUUCUCUGCUAUUUUCCCUGUGAAGACUCUGAUGCCUUUGGAAGCCACAGGACGUUCAGAUGACUCGGAUGAGAGCCCAGAUUCUCCCCAGGAGCAGGCUGUGUGGCAUCACACUGCUGUCGAGUUUGAGGUCCCGGGCAUUGCUUGGCCACCAUAUCCUGCAGGCUUCACUAUAGCUCUGUGGAUGUGCCUUGACCAGCACCACUAUUCCAGUGGUCAGUCAGGGAAUUCCUCAGCCAGCUGGCCCAAGCACGCAGGAAAGGACAGAGCAGGUGGAAAGCCCCGUUCUGACUCUGACAACUUUGAGAAGUUCUCCACAACACCUGCACAGUUCCCGAUGAGUGAGUGUUUGUUAGUAGCUGCCAUUGGCAACAAGGAGAAAAUGUUUGAAGUGUGGAUUCAUCCAAAAACAGCCUCGCUUGUUUGUAGACUGACCACCGGCCUGACGGAGGUGAUGGUUCUGCGGGACAUAACGAUUGACCACUUGAUCCCCCCUGGUGAGUGGCAUCUACUGGUCAUCUCCUACAUGGAUGUGUUGGAUGGAAGCACCUUUGUGGGCAAGCUCAAUGUGAUCCUGGACGGAUGGCUGAAAAAAGAGCUUAUCUUGGACCACCCCGCCAGCCUGAGCCGACACCUGCAUCCACAGCGGCCCUUUUUGUGUGUGGGCGAUGCCCGUCACGGGGCCACAAAGGUACACACAGGAACCUGGAAGCUGGCUACGCUGCGGGUUUUCAGAGGGACCAAUUUGAGCGAUGACUUCUGGUUCCAUCUGUACUGCCUGGGUCCGAACUGCGAGGGCCUGGGCAAGUGUGACGGAGGUGAGCAGCGUGCUUCCUACACACCAUCCAUGCUGAAACACAUGGUGGGAGUAACGCAUCUCUCCUGGGACGUCCUGGUGGGCCUGAGUCCACUGCCGGACUUGGACAAAGCUCGGGACAGCCAAGUCGUGGUGUACAGGGUGUCGGAUCCAGCAGUCUAUUCCACAUUUGUCAUGCCCCUCGUCUUGCCAAUGACAGCACAGGAUGACCUUGGCCUCGUCCCACAUGCAGGUCUACAGUCGGAUCUCUUGACCCAAAAGCCGCGAUUGUUGUCUUGCAGCAUGCGAGGCAGGGUCAAGGUCAGGGAAAACAACUCCCUAGAGAAGGCAAUAGAACAGGCUGGGGGCAUUGGGGCUUUCCUCUUUCUGGUGGCAAAGAUUUACGAGAACAGCCAGCGACAAUCUGAGUGCAAAGGGGCCAGCGGCUCCCAGGCUGAGAUGCUGCAGAGCAAAGUGACCCUUCUCAUGUUUCAACUGGUCCACCGCUUCCCAUCCCUGGCCCUGGCCUUCGAAGACACCAACGGUUAUGCCAUGCUGGCCAAGGUGUUUACCAGCUCCAAGAGCAUUGUUGGAUAUCAACUUCUGAAAGUUCUGACAGAUGCCACUACUACUGACUCUGUGUUCAAAUCCAUUCCUGGCUCCCCUCAUCCGGUGCUCCGGAAUCAUCCGGAAGGCGUUAUUCGUGAUAUCACACUUCUGACACGCUUACUGCUUGACUGGCGGGUCUGGAACAGGGCCGGGGAGGGAGUCACAGGGCUGCUGUUUGGGGCCCUGGAGUCUCUGGUCUGCCCCCAGCACCCACAUCACAACUUCAACCUGCGCCAGAUGCGAGCGGGUGGUGUCAUUGGCAAGAUCUUCAAUAUCUAUCUGGAGCGUAUACAAGAGGGCCAGCCAUCUCUGUCUGUGCCGGUCAGCCAGUCAGCCGCUCAUGUGGUCAAGAGUUUACUAGGCUCUCCACCAGACCUUCACCUCCUCAUGGCAGUGAUGGAUUUCCUCCUUCUGGUCCACCCUGCCCCGAGCGGGUUCAUCAGUUUUACACGCGGAGCAUUCUAUUUCAAGUUGUGGUGGGAUGGUUCCAAGCCAAGGUCUGUGAGUAUGCGAGACACAAAGCCUAGAAACCCUCUCAAGAGGGCAGAGAGUGAGAGAGUCAGUCACAACAGUCCACUGAGUGAUAUUGUGGAGGGAUACAAGGAUAACAUAAUUCCACCUUGCUCCGCGCCACCUACAUCGCGUCAGAUCUUCCAGGCUGGAGCUGACUCGAGUGAUAGCCCAGGAGUGUCGGAGGAUGAUGAUGGAGAGUUCCAGUUCCCACCGCUGCAAGUUACCAACUCCAUCACUGGACUCAAUGUGGAGGAGAGAGUCAAAGAUGCCGAGUCUGAAGCCCAGGCUCUGAAUCUGUCUCAGUCUUCUCAAGCCGACGAUGAGGCUACAGCUGCGGAAAAUGCGGUCUAUAACGUACAAGACACAACGGCUGUCAGUAUUUCUGAACUGACCAGUAGUUCCGAGUUUGAGAAAAGAGCCGCUGAUAAGGAUCAGCUUGGCCUGACUGAGGACUUUGAAAGUGAACUAAAGAAUGAACCAGGUAGACAGUCAUAUGAGGAAAGUGAAAGGAAUGAUGUUUUUACUGAGGAAGUCUCCACUGAAGGAAGUUCCCGUCCGUCACCGAGAAAACGUCUUGAUUUUCAAUCAUCUAACGACAGUGGGUCUCUGUUAGGUAAAGAUGAUAAUUCUGGGAAAGAUCGCGCUCUGCAAAAGCAAGAUGACACAUAUAAAAAAGCUGGAGAAAAUAGAUUUGAAGAUACUCUGAAAGCGGAUAUUGAUGAGGAAGAAGAAGGGACCAUGAUUGAAGGUUCGCAGCGGUCAGUUGCUUCCCCUGAAGCUGUCGAAGAAUCUGCCGAGACUAUGGAUGAUCAAGACCAGGGAUUGAUGACCUUGUGUGUCAGCCUAUUGGAGUACAUGACCCACUUAAUCCUGGAGUUUCCUGAGUCAUCACUGGACAGUGUGUUCAGCAAAGUUGUCAGUCCCAAGAGCAUGCUAGUUUUGGCCAAGAACCCUUCUGCUGACAUGCGAUUGGCUGUUAUGAAGCUGCUGGGAGCGUACUUGUCCCGAGCGCCAGCUACUCUGGUGGACGCCUUCAUCAAACUGGACGGUUUCUACCUCUUGGCCAAUCAGCUCCGCUCAUUCCCUGUCAACACUCGGCAUGUUGAGGCUGCCAUCUCCAUUUUCCUCAAACAGGACUUUGCUUUUGAUGAGAACUACAUGUUGGGUGAUCUCGGGGAGUUGACAGCUGUCCAACAGGUGGCCCCGAUUCUGCUGUUGUCUCUGCUGGAUGGCACGGCUGCCGAUGUGGAUUUGUGCAGGAACACUCUAAUGCUUCUGUCUCAGCUCCUUGAGGCCACACCCACCAUGAGUACGCUCUUACUGGACCUCGGCCUGGCUGAAAGUCUGUGCAACCUGGCCACCAGCAUCCAACGUCGCCAGGCACUGGGUGGCACAAGCAGUGAGGAAGAGGUGACCCACAGCCUCCUCAUAGACGUACAGCACACGUUAUGCACAACAGCAGUCUCAGAGCUCAGUUGGACUGGACCGUCUCAUUACCAAAAUGUGGAGGAUCUCUUCACUCUGCUCAAGGCCCUGGAGGACAAUGAGUUCGGCCGACAGAGCGCGGGGAGCAAGAAGCGAGCAGACACAGCUCGUGCCUUCCAGAUAUCACUGGUGGUCAAGAUGUUUGAGUACAUUGAGAAGCGAAGUGAGGAGUUCACGCAGACCGCUGCGCAAGGAUGGUUCACCUCCUCCAACUCGGCCACCUCCCCUUCAUCUAAAACCCGACGCCCUGUGUCCCGUGGAGGCGUUUUGUCCUCCCAUUCCUUCACCAUGCACUCCUCCUCUUCCACCACCUCCCCGGCCUCUCAACGCCCCCUUUACCUGAAACAAGACCAGACCUUUCUCCCCCGUUCCGAGCGCGGCCUUCCCUUUCGCCCGACUCUAAUGCGACGCAGCACUUUCUCCUCCCCUGACAUGAUGGGCCUUCUCUCAGAGCCGGGCAAGGACAAUUCCGCGUCAACCGGUGACCGCCAGGGAGAUAACGAGUCGUCAGGGUCUAACUGGGUCACUUCUCCCCAUCGGUCUAGCUCAGAAAGCGGUUCGCGACCCUCUCGUCUUGGGAGCAUCUUCACACGCAGACACAAGAUGAUCUACGCUUCUGUCACACAGUCUGACUUGUUAGAGCGGUUCCGGAAGCUUCUUGUUGUGGCUUCCGACUUGGCUGUGAUGUAUCCACGGGAUGAGAUGAUGCGUCCUGUGGAACAGAGAACUUUGAACUUCUUUGCAGAACCCAAGACACCCAUCUUAGAAGAUCGCUACCUGAAGCACUUGUUUAUCAACGUCUUUAGAUUCUAUGAGUAUAGCCUGAACAAAGAUGUGUACAACAAAAAGAACAGGAACCCCAUCAUGCAUGGUGCCAAGGACGUCCUCCGAUUCCAGUUCACUCGUCUGUUCUUGUGUAUGAUGUCGCUCAAAGUGGACUUUGACAUGCGUGCCUACACUCUGGCUUUUGUCAUGGCGGAACCUCGAGGCACUGAUGCUAUCAAGGCUGCCAUCUCAGACAAACAAGUGGGUCAGGAGCUGAGUUUCUAUCUGCACAAUUUGCUCUCCUGUUGGAAGGACUGGCUCAAUUCUGCACAGCGAGAGAACGGUUUUUCGCUCAUGCAGAUCUUGCGUCGGGCAGGCUUCAGUGUCAACUCACCCGACAAAAUGCUGACUCAGCCACAGGUCAACGCCCAAGUGGAUGAGAAAAAGCAGAUUGAUGCACGGUACAGAAAAGAUCUCUUGCUGUGGUUGCAAAAGCGGGAAGCAGGAACUUCAAGGAUCACUCAGAAGUUUGAUGGUGUGCUGCGGCGAGUGACAGAGCAGGCCAUGGCAGUGACACAGGACAUGACGCGCCUGCAGGGGGAGGAGAGACACAAACUGGUGACCCACCUCAAGCAGGCCAUGACAGCUCAGAUACAACUGAAGAAGCAGUGGCAGACUCUGGUGCAGGAUCUCACACACGAGAGAGCUGUGUGGUACAGUCCAGCCUCCUACCCCCAGUCAUGGCAGCUUGACCCCACAGAAGGUCCGGGCCGGGUGAGAAAGAGGCUGCAGCGUUGCCAUCUGGGCAUUGAGAGACGCUUUCUACUUGAUCAGCACCAGCUCAAACUGGACGCAGAGUCUGUGGACCCGCCUUUGAUUUUCCUGUUUGAGGAUGACCACCAGAUGUCAGACUCCGCUGCCCUCAUCUAUCGUCUGUAUACGAAUGAGAAAAUACAACAUACGUGUCGGUGCACAGCCGUGUAUCCUGCCAGUGAGAGCAAAGGGGAACUGCUUGUUGGUGAGGUGUGUAUCUUCUUUGUGGCUGAUGGUGCCAUCUCAGGGGCAAACUACACCCAGAUGUUGCUAGGCAACCUGGACCAGUUGUCCAUCACGUGGCCACAUACUGACAUCCGAGAGUUGCACAAGCGCUGGUACCAGCUGCAGGACGUCGGGCUGGAGAUCUUCCUCAUCAGUGGACGCACCUGUCUCCUUGCCUUCCAGUCCACAAAUGACCGAGACGAGCUGUACACUAUUUUGCGCAGUUCCCUAGAGUUGCCAAACCUGAUAGCGGGGGAGUCACUGCAGUCGGUGCAGAAGGCUUGGCUGGACGGGGAGGUGACCAACUACGAUUACCUCAUGCACCUGAACAAGCUGGCAGGCAGGAGCUACACAGACCUCAUGCAGUACCCCGUGUUUCCCUUUGUGCUGCGUGACUACCACAGCAAUGUUCUCAAUCUGAAGGACACGAGUGUCUACAGGAAUCUUAAGCGCCCAAUUGCUGUACAAGAUAGGACCAGGGAGGCAAGAUACAAAGACAAUUAUGAGUUCCUGUGUCAGGAGGCGAGGGAGCCUGAUGCAGAGAACCAGAUGCUGCAGCCCACUCCCUUCCAUUACGGCAGUCAUUACUCCAACAGUGGAACAGUGCUGCACUAUCUGGUCAGACUGCCACCGUUCACUCGCAUGUUCCUUUCUUACCAAGACCGGAAUUUUGACAUUCCUGACCGCACGUUUCACCACUUGGCGACUUCCUGGCGACUGUCUAGUUAUGAGUCCAGCACCGACGUCAAGGAGUUGAUCCCAGAGUUCUUCUUCCUACCAGAGUUCUUCAAAAACGCCGAAGGCUUUGACUUUGGCUACCGUCAGAAUGGAGAACCAGUGGACGAUGUUCACUUACCACCAUGGGCUGGAGGCGACCCUCGACUCUUUGUCCUCAUUCACAGGCAGGCUUUGGAGUCCGAGUUUGUGACCUUUCACCUCUCAAACUGGAUUGACCUAGUUUUUGGCUACAAGCAGCAAGGAGAGGAGGCUGUCAAGGCCAUCAAUGUGUUCCACCCCUCGACAUAUUUUGGUGUUGAUGCCAGCACUGUGAAGGAGCCUCUGAAGAGGCAAGCACUGUUGACCAUGAUCCGCACUUACGGUCAGACUCCAAAGCAACUGUUCCGCACUGCUCCUCACCCCCGCUGCCAACUGCGCUUCCCUUCCACAGAUGCCCAUGUGCGACGCCCGGUUCCCAACGUGGUAGGCCUCCGCUGGGGUUUGUACGUGGGCUCCCCCGAGCUGCCCCCUCCCGUGUGCCACAGCCUGAUGGACGUCUCCCCCGCCGUCAUGGCCAAGCUGGUGGCUCUCCCCACAGGCUUGGUCUUUGGCGUGGAGAGGAACUGCAGCAUCCUCCUGCUGCACGGGAAACAGAGAGACAUGGCUGUGCGCUCCACAGAUGUGAUGUGGGCUGGGGUGGUCACGUGGGGUUACCACGACGAGGUGAUCCGUAUUCGCAGCUACAGAGACAAGCCGCUCAUCAACUUUCUGCCUCACCAUUCUUUCGGAAAGAUUUUGUGCGUGGAGUCGGUGCCAGACUGCCGUCUUCUCUUCACUGCCGGCACCGCAGGCGUCAUCAACGCGUACAAUAUGACCCACAACUCCUCCAAGCCAAGCAACCUUCAGGUGCGCGGGGUGAGGAAAACUCUGUACGGGCAUUCCGGUGCUGUGACCUGUCUGUACGUGUGCCAGGCAUUCAGUCUACUGGUGUCGGGCAGUCAGGACGGCACCAUCAUCUUGUGGGAUUUGAAUCGGUUAACCUACGUGCGCUCAAUCUCCAGUCACUGUACUGAAGUGUCGACUCUGACUGUCAGUGACACGCUGGGAGAUAUUGCCAGUGUUAGUUAUUCAGGUGACAAGGAGUGCAGUCUCCAGCUACACACUGUGAAUGCAAUCCACAUUGCCUCUCAGACAGUCAGUGACCUUAUCCACUGCCUGGGCUACUCGUGUGCGCCAGAAGGAAAAGCGGUCAAUGUUGUGGCUGGGGGUCUGGAGUCUGGUGUCAUCAGGUUAUGGAGCAGCUGGGAUCUUACACCAUUACGAGACUUGGAAAUGCUCAAUCCUCGUGCUGUGAUAAGCCUGACCUUCACAUCUGACUCUCAGUACCUGAUGGCAUCUCUCUCGGACGGCAGAGUGGUCAUCUGGAGCCGGGAGGAGAGGCUCAUCCGCCGACAGCUGGACAAAUUCAUUCCAGUCAUCAAUUCUGCAGAUGGAGAAAAAUAAGUAGGUGUACAGUCCAGAAUGUGGCCACACUACACAAGGCACUACUUUCUGAAUAAGUGUUGUUCAUCCCAAUCAAUCUGAGAGAGAGGCAGACAAGAGGGGACUUUUCUUUUCUAGCAGAUAUCAUCUGUGCCUUUGGGACAAACUCUUGAUCAAAUGUACAGAUAUCAAAGUAGUGGUGAAGACAAGUGGACAAGCUAUUGUAAUAUGUUUCACCUUCCAAAAUGGAAUUUUGAUCCAAAACUGAAUACUUCCUUACAGAUCAAGACUCUAGAGGAUAAGUUAAUGGAAUCAUAUACAGUGUCACUAUACAAAAUUAUACUCUUUACUUAUGUUUUGAUAUAAAUUAUACUACAUAGAAGACUUUUCAUUCCUUGGUAUUGAUCGAAAGUUAUACGAUGUGAACAAUUUGUGGACAAAAUGAGACUAGCGCCAUUUUCAAAGUUUAGCCAAAGCUAGUACCAUAAUAUCCGGCAGGGUGAAGCAAAUUCCUUUUUCACAAUACAUAAUUUGUGCUCUUUAAAACACCACAGCAAGUGUUGCUUUUUAUACUAAAUGCGACAAAGGCAGUAGAUCUUUCUUGACGAAUUGCAAAGAAUCCAUUGCAGGCCAAUAAAGUUAUUUCUUCAAGUCAUGUGGCUUUGCUUUUAGUGGCAGAAAAUUUGUCUGCAAUCCUUUAGUUCCUGAUUACUUUAAGUCCUAUAUUUAGGCUUCAGUAACAGUAACUCUUUUUUGAUGAAUUUAAAAUAUGAUUUCGAGCUUAAGAAAAACUAAGACGCAGCUAUUCAGACAAAAGCACAAAGAGUAGAGGAAUUAAAUUGUUGUAUUUGACUAGCUAAUGCAAAUCACACAACCUGCUGGUUUUGUUAUCUGUAUUAUUUCAGUUUUAUUAGUAACUGGUAUCAUCAAUCAUUGUAAGGUCAGAGCCAAAGUUACUCUUUAAAAUAAAUAUCAUUUGAUAAGUAUUUUGUAAAAAAAUUAGAGUGGGUUUGUAGCAUUUUGUUAAAAAUGUUUGAAGAUCUUACAUCAUCUUUACUCUAAAAACAAAAUUACUGAAGUCUAACCAAUAGAUUGGUGAUAAAAAGAAAUUUAUAUUUCUCAUUUGAUUUGUCGCAUUUUAUCGUGAAACUGUUAAAGAAAGAUGUUUAAUUUCUGUAUUUUGAAGUGAACUUGUAGUGUUUAUUCUUUUUUGUAUAGUUUCUCCAUGCGAAAGAAGACGUUUCAUUUUUAAGUUUUGAUAUGAAAAUUCACAAUGUAAAAGAAGACGUCCUAUACUUUGAAUCCCAAGUGAAAUUUGACCAAAUGAAGAAAAACAAUUUCAGGUAAUUCCUUUAUGUGUGGAGUUCCAGCACCUGUAAGGAGUCAUUAUAUUACUAAGAUCUCGUAUUGGUUUUUGCAUUUUCAAAAUAAAAAUUGUAUCUACGUCUUUGUGAUGAUAUCUGUUCUAUUCGAGGUUCAAGGAGUUCUUGUUUUUUUUCAUUCAAAUUUAUGUGUGAGUUUUUGGGAUUACAAAUAUAUUUUUUUUCAUGGAGUGGAUUGUACAUUGCUGUGUGAUAUUUUUUUCCCCUCAAAGAUAGAUCAGCAAAAAGAUUCAUAGCACAGUUGUUCCGAAAGAUCUUUUUAUUCUUUUCUGAUAUAUUUUUAUACUGAAUUUUUAAAGAUAUGUUUUCAUGAUUGCUCCUAGAAAAAAGUCCUUAAUAGCCUGUGCAGGGCUUCAAAUUUUACUCCUCUCUGGAUGAAAGAAUUUGUUUAAAGUGUGGGCUUUUUUACCAUCCUAUUCUGCUGUACACUGUCAACUCAUAAGUUUGUCCAUUUAGACGUGCCAUGUUUUACCCAGUUCAGUAUUGUUUGCAGCUCCAUCUUUUGACAUUCCCGGGCAUUUUUUCUUGACGCCUCCAUACCAAUCAUAUUUUCUUACAGUUUGAUGCAUUAAAUCCUGAAAUUUCUUUGUUCAGUAGCAUGUACUGCUCUUACUAGUUGAUGAUAGUAGUU
Aplysia californica (California sea hare) is the source of this 14957-nucleotide messenger RNA. Its product is annotated as lysosomal-trafficking regulator. Gene Ontology annotation, molecular function: protein binding. Lineage: Eukaryota; Metazoa; Mollusca; Gastropoda; Aplysiida; Aplysiidae. The record is from RefSeq and is a predicted model, not a curated record. The coding region runs from base 189 to 12965 and encodes 4258 amino acids. The transcript has 56 exons.